Messenger RNA from Tetranychus urticae (two-spotted spider mite), 3419 nucleotides. It is a transcript of the gene haf, whose product is annotated as leucine-rich repeat and fibronectin type-III domain-containing protein hattifattener. The record is from RefSeq and is a predicted model, not a curated record. Gene Ontology annotation, molecular function: protein binding. NCBI's taxonomy places the organism in Eukaryota, Metazoa, Arthropoda, Arachnida, Trombidiformes, Tetranychidae.
AUUGGCUUUUUUUCAACCUCUUAUGACUGUUAAGGUGGAAAGUUAUUCACAUAUUCAACAUAAUAUUGUGAGAAAAGGCAGAGAAAAAAAUUGCAAAGGAAAAAAUGACGCCGAAAGAAACCUGUUUACCAAAAGAGAGGAAAGAUCCGAGUGAGUAAUAAGACGGUUGUUGAGAGAGAGAAGAAGAGAAGGUAAGAGGAAGACAAGGGAAAGAUUUACCUUUCAUUUUCUUCUCAGUUGAUCUUUAGCCGUAGUUCCAGCUAUAUCUCAACCUUUUUUUUGCUUGAGAUAAAAAUUUGUUGAUGUUGGAUAGCUUUUUUUGUUAACUUGAUGACUCGCAGGACAUCAACAGCUAAACUCAAGUUCAACUCUUUAUUCACACCAAACUUUCAACUUUAACACUCUUGGAUCAUCAUUCAUCUUAACUGUUCACCUAUUUAUUUUAUUUACUAUUUACAUCAGUUAUAUUUAACUUUGUUCAACAAUUUUUCUCUAUUUCUUUGGUGUUUCGUGUUUUUUUUUGUCUGUUAUGACUUUGUCUUGUUGGAUUACUUUUCAAUACCUGCUGUUUUUAUAUGUGAAUAGUUAACACCGAUAUUGUCAUCUUUAAACUCGUCUUCUAUUGAUUCAUUGAAAAUGCUGCCAUCAUAUUUAACUCAAAUCUACCUCAUAGUUGUCAUAAUUUCAACGGUCAUCGUUUCAAAUUCAAUCGCACAGUGUCCGUGGUCUAAUGCUAAUUAUACCGAUCUUCAUUCUGAUUGUGUUUGUAGUUAUUCAAAUGUUGGAAAGUUAUCAAUCCAGUGUAGUCCAGUUAAUUUUACCCGUUUACUGGAGGCUCUUCAUUUGACAAUCAAUAAAUCAACUCCAAUUGAUGUUUUGUACAUCAACAAUGCAACAAUCGGUACUUUAACCAAAGCUACCUUCACUGGACUAGACAUUGCCAAUCUUCACAUAUCGAGAAGUCGAUUGACCACAAUUGAACCCGAUGCCUUUUCAGGCCUUGAAGAUAAACUGGUUAAAUUGAGUUUACCGGAUAACUUGCUAUCAGAGGUACCAAUUAAAUCUUUAUCAUCACUGUUGGCCUUGCGAACACUGGAUUUAUCAGUUAACAAUAUAACAUCGUUAUCGGCCUCAGCAUUUGCCUCCAAUCAAUUGGCAACUUUAAAAUUGGCUGACAAUCGUUUGGUAUCAAUUGACGAGUACGCAUUUCAAGGAUUGGAACCACACUUGAAACAUUUAAACCUCAAAGGAACCAGUUUAACCGUUAUUCCUAAUGCUAUUGCUAACCUGACCGCUUUAGCUUUCCUUGAUUUAGCUCAAAAUCGUCUAGAAUCACUUGGACCCAAGCAAUUUGAAAAUCUUCAAACGCUAACAGCUUUAAGCUUGGAACGUAAUAAGAUAACUUCAAUUGAUGAGGAAGCCUUUUUAGGAGUUAAUGAUUCGCUAAGUUCACUCAGUUUACUUAACAAUCUGAUAAAAAGUUUUCCUUCUCAAGCCAUUUCAUCUCUCACCGAGCUCAGAGUUUUGGACCUUGGAUUCAACAUAAUUGAAUCUAUUCCGGAAGAUGGUUUCCACAAAAACACGCUUUUAACGCUUCUUGCACUUGAUGGCAAUCCAAUGUCAACAUUGCCUUUUCAACCCUUUAAACAUCUUAACUCAACCUUGCGUGGACUCAGUCUUGGAGGCAAAAGUUUAGUUUGUGAUUGUCGACUUCGUUGGAUUUUACAAUGGAUUCGCAGUUAUGAUCUUCAAGUUACAUCUAGGGAACGACAUCCACAAUUUUGCGGUGAACCUGGUAAAUUAAGGAAUCGUAAUUUCCUUCAAUUGACUGAUUCAGAUUUAAAUUGUGUAAAUGAACCGACUGAGCUUCCUUCAGUCUCAUCUUCCACUUCAGAAGUGUCAACAGUGAAUGUACCAUCAUCUUCAUCUUCACCAUCAUCGCCAUCAUCAUCAACCAUAACCACUACAACUACAACCUCAAGUGGUAAUAUCCUUACAUCAACACCUUUGGCUCAUAUAAAUUCAGGCUUAUCUAAAUCAUCUCGACGUUUACCUGCAGAUUGGCCUGAUAAUGAAAAUGAUGAAAAUGGUGGUAAUUAUUUACCUUCAGGAGUAGAUUUAAACACUCCGAUAAACAGCAACAGUUUGUUAACUCUAUCAAGUGCCUCAUCACAGACAACAUCAAUUGCAUCCAAUUCACUUUCAGUGAAACCUUUAUCAUCUUCACAUUUACAUCCAAAUGAAACGGAAACACCGGACAUUAAACUUUUGGCCGCAUACCGAAGAGAAUCAUCUAUAAUCCUUGAAUGGGACACUUUAUUGGAAGAUGGUUAUUCCAGUGGUUUUCAAAUUCUUUACCGCUUUUUUGGUUCAAAAGAGUACAAGAAAGGAGCCAAAUUGGGUAAAACGGCUCGUCGCUAUGUUUUACCUCAUGUACCUUCUGGUGAAUGUAUAAUUGUUUGCAUUGUUCCCGUUGAAAUGUAUCGAUCCCAGGGAAUCCAUGAUAUUCCAUCAACUCUGUGCCAAGAGAUUCGCCGUGAUCGAACCAAAAUGGCUGAUCUAGACAAACUAGUGAUUGGUGCCACUGCAGCUAUUUGUGCCUUUGUUGUACUCGCAGUCAUCCUUUUUACCUGCUGCUAUGGUAAAGACAAGAAAAAAUCUUUACCUUCCCUUCCACCUCCACUUGCUGGACCCAUGAAACCCGAUAAUGAAUGGGAAACUGUCUCCAUGUAUUCAGCUCGUUCAAUCCCUCGGGCUCGCAUGUACCAUCUCGAUGGUUCAUCAGCUGUGCAUCAUCAUCCAUUGAAUGGUUCACUCCAUAAUAUACCACUUCAUGAUGACAAUAGAUCACACAUUUCAAACUAUUCAUUGGUUCCAAAUGGUUACUCAAUGAAUGGUGCCCAUAAAGGCAACGGAGGUGCUCCUCGACCAACCGCUGACGGACAAUCUCACCGAUCAUAUUCAACAUCGUCUGCUGUUGGACGCUUUGGCAAUGCCACUUUACCUCAUACAGAUUUAUCUAAAUCAUCAUUAGCUGUCCAUCCAGGAACCACUGCGGUCGCCUAUCACAAUGGGACUGGUGGUGAUGCUAGAGGUAAUGGUAAUGCCCAUCAUCAUUUAUCUUCGUCCAGUAAAAAGAAAAGUAAAAGCUGUAAUCGACUUAAUUCAACUUCUUCAAUUCACUCUUUAACAGAAUAUGAUUCUGAUCAAUGGGCAAAUGGACCAAUGAUGGGAAAAUUAGCAAAUGGUCAUCAUGGUACCAAUGGAUGGAAAGAUAAUCAAGUUGAUGUUUAUGUUGGUAAAAAUCAAUUGCUGGCCAAUCCUCUUAAUGGCAAAUAUAGAUGAACAAUAAAUCUUGAACGGCUCAAAAGGAUUGACUUUUUUAAACAAAUUUCUGUAUACUUUAUAAAAUACUGUAA